AUGUUUAGAUUGAUGCCAGGCUGCGCAGACUUCCUGCGUUGCAUCCACGGCAUCCGCGCCUGUUCCAUCCAUGUAGACAUUGCGGGACGCUGGCAAGUCAGCUCCUGCGGCCGCGUUUGCAACACGCGAGGCCAAAUCAGCUUCGGAAACGCUUCUUUCGAUGGUUACCGGCGGGUAAUAAUAGAGCAACGGUCCCUGCUGGUGCAUCGACUGGUCGCUCGGGCUUUCCUGGGCAUCCCCCCAAGCCCGAGUCAUUCGCAGGUCAACCACAAGGAUGGCAACCGAUCGAACAAUCGUGUGCAAAAUCUCGAGUACCUAACUCCCACGGAGAACAUGGUGCAUUCUUAUGCCAAUGGUCGCAACUGCUUUUCAAAGCCUGUGCUUUGGCGGCGAGUCGGUGACAGUUUUUGGAACUUGUGCCGCUCACAAAGCCAAAUGGCACGCGAGCUGGGCGUGCACCAGUCUUCUGUGUCCAGAAUCUGCAGACAAGGGUUCGGUCAGACUGUGGGCUUCGAGUUCAAGUUUGCUGAGCAGGAUUCUGAUGCCAUCAGGCACGAAGUUUACGCUGGCGACUAUAGUGGUGAGGAGUGGAGGCAGGCCUGUCACCCAAAAACUGGUGAGGCCAUUGACCACAUGAUGGUCAGCACCCUUGGGCGUGUGUCCAAGUCAACAGGUCGCAUUUCACAUGGGACACUGAAUGCGGCAGGGUAUUGCGUGACCAAUGGGAAGGACGGAUCAUUUCGGGUUCACCGCUUGGUCGCUGCGACAUUCCUCGGGCUUCCCAUGUCUCCAAGCCUGCAAGUGCACCACAUUGACGGAAACCGCAGGAACAACUGCAUAAACAACUUGGAAUACGCAACGCCUUCGGAGAAUUGCUUGGAUGCUCAGUCUCGAAGCAAAGGAUAUCGUUCAGGCAAGCCGAUACUUGGACGCUGUUGCAGUGAGAGCGCAUGGGUGCGGUUCUCUUCCGUGUCUGAAGCAGCGCGUGCUGCUAACGUCUCAUUUCAUUUCGUGGUCUGGGCUUGCAAACACGAGGCGGCACUUCGAAAUGGCUGGACCUUCAAGCCAGUCAUGUCCACAGAUGUCCCAGGCGAGGAGUGGCGAGAUGUGAUCAUGCCUGAUUGUUGGGUACGUGUUUCUGUCUCAGAGGUGCUUGUCUCUGCCAGCUGGCGUCGAACACCAAGCCAGCGACAGUUCACUAACACGACUCCUGGUGUCUGA
Molecule: messenger RNA, 1221 nt
Organism: Symbiodinium natans
Lineage: Eukaryota; Dinophyceae; Suessiales; Symbiodiniaceae
Source: the annotation of a GenBank genome assembly